Ceratotherium simum simum (southern white rhinoceros) is the source of this 951-nucleotide messenger RNA. RefSeq names its product olfactory receptor 1165-like. Gene Ontology annotation, biological process: G protein-coupled receptor signaling pathway. The record is from RefSeq and is a predicted model, not a curated record. Gene Ontology annotation, molecular function: G protein-coupled receptor activity; olfactory receptor activity. NCBI's taxonomy places the organism in Eukaryota, Metazoa, Chordata, Mammalia, Perissodactyla, Rhinocerotidae. Gene Ontology annotation, cellular component: membrane.
AUGAUACUGGAUGAGGGAAAUCAGAGCUCUGUGACCACGUUCGUCCUCCUGGGCUUCUCAGAAUACACACACCUCCAGGCGCCCCUCUUCCUGGUUUUCUUAACCAUCUACACAGUCACUAUGGUGGGGAACCUGGUCAUAAUUGUGGUCAUAAAGAUCAAUCCCAAACUCCACACCCCCAUGUACUUUUUUCUCAGCCAUCUAUCCUUUUUGGAUAUUUGUUAUUCCAGUGUAUUUACACCCAAACUUCUAGAAAUCUUGGUCAUGGAAGACAGAACAAUCUCCUUUAAAGGAUGCAUGGCACAAUAUUUCUUUGGCUGCACAUUUGUGAUUACAGAAAUGUUCAUGUUAGCAGUGAUGGCCUAUGACCGGUUCGUGGCUGUUUGUAACCCCCUUCUGUACACAGUUGCCAUGUCUCAUAAACUCUGCACCCUCCUUGUAGCUGGAACCUACACAUGCGGUGGAAUAUGUUCUUUGACAAUCACAUAUUCUCUUUUGGAUCUAUCUUUCUGUGGUUCUAACAUAAUCAAUCACUUCGGCUGUGAGUAUUCUGCCAUCCUCUUUUUAUCCUGUUCUGACCCCAACUUCAGUCAGAUGACAUGUUUAGUCAUUUCUAUAUUCAGUGAGACUUGUAGCCUCCUGAUUAUCCUCUCCUCCUACAUUGUCAUAGUUGUCACAAUCAUCAAAAUGCCUUCUACUGGUGGACUCCGAAAAGCCUUCUCCACCUGUGCUUCCCACCUGACUGCCAUCACCAUUUUCCACGGGAUCAUCCUUCUCCUCUACUGUGUGCCCAACUCCAAAAGCUCAUGGCUCCUGAUUAAAGUGGGCACUGUGUUUUAUACUGUCAUGAUCCCCUUGCUGAACCCUCUUAUCUACAGCCUUAGGAACAAAGAUGUGAAAGAGACAGUCAGGAAAUUAAUCAACUCCAAACUGCUUUCUCACUCAAUGUAA